Messenger RNA from Vitis riparia (riverbank grape), 1687 nucleotides. Its product is annotated as probable vacuolar amino acid transporter YPQ1. Lineage: Eukaryota; Viridiplantae; Streptophyta; Magnoliopsida; Vitales; Vitaceae. The transcript has 12 exons. Bases 180 to 1328 code for a protein of 382 amino acids. The record is from RefSeq and is a predicted model, not a curated record.
UUAACCUGUCUUCUAAUUUUCACUCUGGAUAGCGAAAAGGAAAAGGGAUCUCUUCAAGUCUCUAUUGAGGAUCGGCUCCUCUUAUCUACCUCUUGAUAAUAAUUGAAGCCCUUCUCUGCCUUUAAAAUCGUCCUAGAAACUUGGUAACCAGCGUAGCGAGAGAGAGUGAGAGAGCGACUAUGUCACCAUCUUACUGUAUCAAGGAGAAGAAGCCCUGUGUCGGAUGGGUUGACAAGUACUUUGGGGACUGUCUGUGCAGUCUCAGAGACGAGUUCUCCUUUGGGUUUGGUCUUAUCAGUUUGGUUUGUUGGGGAGUUGCAGAAAUCCCUCAGAUAAUCACCAACUUCCGCACAAAAUCUAGCCAUGGCGUCUCUCUUGCAUUUCUGCUCACUUGGAUCGCCGGCGACGUUUUCAAUUUGGUUGGUUGCCUUCUCGAACCAGCAACACUGCCCACCCAGUAUUACACAGCUCUGCUAUACACCACGAGUACUGUAGUACUAGUGUUGCAGAGCGUGUACUAUGAUGACAUCUAUCCAUGGUGGAAGUACGGACAGAUCAACUCUAAUCAAGUGGUUGAAGAAGAGAGAAAACCUCUGAAACCUAAAGCUGGUGGGUCAGGGAUUCCCAUACCCAAUACUCCAGUCAAAGCAGGAUCCGCUCUUCGGGAUUAUUACUAUACGUCAGCGAGGUCACUGGCAGGAAGCACUACUCCACCAUUUCGAUCUUAUCUCAGGACGGCUCGAAGUGGUCCUUCGACUGUGGGGCUUGACAACGACUCAUCAUCUGAUGAUGACACAACCCACGUUGCAUCCCAUAAGACUGUUAGCAAGCCUAAGCCAAUCCCACGGUCGGCAGGCUAUGGGGCAUAUUUAGCUACGUCCGUCAAUUUGCCUCGGCAAAGUAAAGCUAUGAUGGAAGUGUCCCUUGGCUUUACAGGGAGAAAACUCUUACACCAGGAAAGUGGGAUGGAGAACAGUGCCUUCGGGCAAUGGCUAGGAUGGUUGAUGGCUGCUAUAUACAUGGGCGGUCGACUCCCUCAGAUAUGGCUAAAUAUUAAAAGGGGGAGUGUGGAGGGCUUGAAUCCUCUCAUGUUCGUUUUUGCACUCAUUGCCAAUGUAACUUAUGUGGCAAGUAUUCUUGUAAGAACCACCGAAUGGGAAAAAAUUAAAGCUAAUAUGCCCUGGUUGCUGGAUGCUGCAGUUUGUGUGAUGCUUGACUUAUUUAUUAUAUUGCAGUACAUAUAUUAUAAGUACCUCCGAAAGAAAAUUUCAAGUGCUGGAGAAGACCUGGGAGAUUAUAUUGCGGCAAAUAAAGCAGUUGUGUCUUGACUGCUUACUAUAUUUGAUAUUUGGGUCUUUGCUAUUUACCCUGUCAAUAUCGUUUGUGUACUAUCUGCUCUGUUUUGGGGGAAAGCUUAGAGUUGCGAUGAGUCUCCACUGCAUUCACCUCAUGAAAAGGUCCCUUCACAAUUAGGCAGUAGGUGGGCGUUGGGUGAAUGACGGCAAGUUUAUAUGGUAUUGAUCUUUUCUUAUUAUUGUCAACUUCUAGUAUGUAUUUCUUAAUGGAAUUGGUUAUGAAAAAUCAAGUAGAGACAUAGAAUGUCUGAAAAGUUGGUUGAAAGAGCUAGUGAUAUUAUGCUUUGCUUGUAACUAUACCACGAGAAUUAAUCAUUGUACCUUUCCAGACA